AGGCCAUUUAUGUUUCUUUUAUUAUGAACGCAUUUAUCGGUGUAUUUAAGUUUUAAUGCAAACAAAAACCAGCGCAGUCUUGGUUUAGUGUUCGGAAGCCAGCUUUUUUUGUUUAAUUAACGACAGGCAGGCGUAAGGUUAGCAGUGGGCUGGUGUAGAAAAAGAACCGAGGCUGCGCAACGAGUCGGUCGGAGAGUCGAGGAGGAGCACGGCUCAGUCAGCUCCACCGCCACAGGGAAUCGGGGCCCGAGAGGGAGCCUGCCGGGCUCUCGGCUUGAUGCACCCUGCCCGCCUCGCCUUAGCCGCAGUCCGAGAUGGGGGAGACCAAAAUUAUCUACCACCUCGACGAACAGGAGACACCUUAUCUGGUGAAAGUACCUGUGCCGGCGGACAAAGUCACUCUGGCAGACUUCAAAAAUGUCCUCAAGAAACCCAGUUACAAAUUCUUCUUCAAAUCCAUGGACGAUGACUUCGGGGUGGUAAAGGAGGAGAUUUCUGACGACAACGCAAAGCUGCCCUGUUUUAAUGGACGUGUGGUGUCAUGGUUGGUCUCUGGAGAUGGUGCCCAAACAGAUGGAGGCUCAGUAGCAGAUAGUGUCGAGCCACCACCCCCUUUGGAGAGGACUGGCGGCAUUGGAGACUCAAGACCACCUUCCUACCAUGGGAAAGCAGCAAGCGGUCAGGACAGUUUGGACAACAACACAGAGGCUGGUUCCGUGGCGUCUCAGAGGAGAGAGAGGGAGAAGCCACGACGGAAACACAGCAACGAGCAUGGUCAGAAGGAUGGUGGAAGACAGAACGGGUACUCAUCGCGGGCAGCAGGACGUGGAGGUGCUGAGUAUGACAGCUGUUCCUCCUUUAUGAGCAGUGAACUGGAAUCUACUUCCUGUUUUGAUUCAGAGGAUGACGAUGCAACCAGCAGAUUUAGUAGUUCCACUGAACAGAGCUCUUCUCGGCUAAUGAGACGACCCCGACGUCGUAGAAGGAAACCAAAGGCCUCCAAUAUGGACAGGUCAUCAUCAUUCAGCAGCAUCACAGACUCCACGAUGUCUCUGAACAUCAUCACUGUCACCCUUAACAUGGAGAAAUACAACUUCUUGGGCAUCAGUAUUGUUGGUCAGAGUAAUGAGCGAGGAGAUGGGGGAAUUUACAUCGGCUCUAUUAUGAAGGGUGGCGCUGUGGCUGCAGAUGGACGUAUAGAGCCAGGAGACAUGCUGCUACAGGUGAAUGACAUCAACUUUGAAAACAUGAGCAAUGAUGAUGCAGUACGAGUGCUGAGAGACAUAGUGCACAAGCCAGGUCCCAUUACACUCACUGUGGCUAAGUGCUGGGAUCCUAACCCUCGGAGCUGUUUUGCUUUGCCCAGAAGUGAGCCGAUCAGGCCAAUUGACCCGGCUGCAUGGGUGUCCCAUACAGCAGCUAUGACAGGAGUGUACCCCCCAUAUGGCAUGAGCCCUUCUAUGAGUACCGUUACCUCCACAAGCUCCUCCAUCAGCAGCUCUAUUCCUGAGACUGAACGAUUUGAUGACUUCCACCUGUCGAUACACAGCGACAUGUCAACCGUUGCAAAGGCUAUGGCUUGCCCAGAGUCAGGUCUUGAGGUGCGAGACAGGAUGUGGCUCAAAAUCACCAUCGCCAAUGCUUUUAUUGGUUCUGACGUAGUGGACUGGCUAUUCCACCAUGUAGAGGGGUUCACAGAUCGCCGUGAAGCACGUAAAUAUGCCAGCAACCUGCUGAAGGCCGGUUACAUCAGACACACGGUCAACAAGAUCACUUUCUCUGAACAGUGCUACUACAUCUUUGGAGACCUUUGUGGAAACAUGACCCACCUCUCACUCCAUGACCAUGAUGGUUCCAGUGGCGGCGCCUCAGAUCAGGACACCCUCCCACCUCUACCCCACCCCGGGGCAGCUCCCUGGCCCAUGACCUUGCCCUACCAGUUCCCCAUUCCACACCCUUAUGACCUACCACAACCCUACCACAGUGGACCAGGUGCUGGCAGUGCAGGAAGCCAGCACAGUGGAAGCAGCGGUUCUAACUGCAGUAAGAAUGAGGACCGCAAAUCUGGCGGCAGUGGCAGCGAAUCUGAAAUCAAGAGCCAUCGGGCACCAAGUGAGCGUUCAGCAGCACCCCCUAGUGAGCGCAGUGUCCGUAGCUCUGUGAGCCACCGCAGUGCCAAAUCUCACUCAGUCGCCUAUGGUCCCAGUCUCGUCUACGGCCCCCCUGGUCUGCCCCCUCUGUCUCCACAUCUGUCUACAGCCGCCCCUGGUGCCCCGCCAGGAAGAGAGCUGGCAUCUGUGCCGCCAGAGCUCACCGCCUCUCGUCAGUCCCUGCGCAUGGCAGUGGGCAACGCCGGAGAAUUCUUCGUUGACGUGAUGUGACGCACGUUGCUGGCCAAUCACAAAGUAACAGAUUGGGCUUUCUGGUAUGAUUGUAGGUCUGCCAGUGACAACACGAUGGGCGGGGAGGGAGGGAAGAUUCCAAGUCUUGUAACCUAGCGCCUUGGUCCCAUUUUCCUAAAAGCAGAAAUGGAUCCAGUCAUGCUGUGUGCGCUGAGAGAAAGUGUGCCUUCUCUCCUGUGCUUUUCUUACUAGUAGUGGCCAUACUUUUCUUCAGUGAAGAAACUCCCUCUUUCACAAUGGAACCAAAGCGUCUCCCUGUGUUCACUCCCUGGCUGAGAAGAGAUUGAGAAAGGACAAAGGAGGAGCAAAAUGAGCAAGGCAGCAGAAAUGAACAGCUGGGGAUGACUCAGCACUUUUUUUUUCUUUUUUAAGAUGUUUUUCAUUUGCUCUUGCCUUCACUCUUCCCUGCUCUGUUUUCCUUAUCUGUCCACCACCAUCCUGAGAAAAGCCUCUUUCCUUGUUUGUUCCCCCCCACACCUUUAAGUCUUCUUGCUGACCUCUAACCAGAAAACAAUGAAAGCUGGAGCGAAUACUAACUUGUUCAUGUUUUAAAUGUUUGCUUAAAAUAUGAGAGAAGAAAAUUGUAUGUAGUGCAGGAGAAUCGCAGUCCUUUCUGUAAGAAUGAAUCUUUUAUUACAUAUGUAGUUGGUGACAACUAGUUUUUUUGUGUGUUUUUCCUCCCCCUCCCCUCUCCUCUGACACUAAACCUGAGCAUUGUGCUUCAUACGUCUUUUGGACACUACUGCAUUUUUCCAUCUGUCUCCUGGAGCAACUUCAGUCUGUCUUGUGAUAUUGUAUAGUGGUUUCUUACCAUGUCUUACACACUACUUUUAUUAAGAAAAAAAGGCUUUUUAUUUAUAAAUAUAGUUUUAUGAGUUACC
Thalassophryne amazonica is the source of this 3283-nucleotide messenger RNA. RefSeq names its product segment polarity protein dishevelled homolog DVL-3-like. The record is from RefSeq and is a predicted model, not a curated record. Gene Ontology annotation, cellular component: cytosol. Lineage: Eukaryota; Metazoa; Chordata; Actinopteri; Batrachoidiformes; Batrachoididae. The transcript has 15 exons. Bases 315 to 2381 code for a protein of 688 amino acids. Gene Ontology annotation, molecular function: frizzled binding. Gene Ontology annotation, biological process: intracellular signal transduction; canonical Wnt signaling pathway.